CAGCGAAGUGGAGAGAUGCUAGUGACCCACACAAGGGUACCCAAUGCAAAGUUGAGCUGCAAAAUUUAGGUAGACGAAUGUCUGCAGUCGACUAAAACUUACAGAAAAAAUAUAUUUACAGUCGUGUCAACAAAGUUUGGGGCUGUCAUUUUCGGAUGCACUAUUUUGUGCAAACUUGCUUUAACGACCUCGCGAGCCAGAUUCCAGAACAGAGCAGAGGCUAGCUGCUAUCAGGUUGUUAGCAUUCAGGCUAAAUCAACAAGCCAGAUAGGUAGUUUUUGGAUUCAGUGUAUGGAGCUGGGGAGCCUUUCUCGGGACUGGUUGACGACUUGUCUCGGUGCUUGGUAGUUCCCCGGCAGCACACGAGCACUCGACACAAAGCUCAAGUUGCUGGUUAGCUAGCUAACCGUAGCAUUAUCCACCUAGUUGAAGAGCUAGCUAGUUAGCCAGCACCACCGCACAGCCUGCCUUCCGCCGACGUGCACUUCCCCCACUCUCCCUCCAGCCGGCUAGCUGCAGCGUUAGUCCGGUACAUAAAAUGAAGCGACCAUCAGCAUUUUGGGAAGCUGUGUGGCUGUUUGGAUUUUGCUGAUGUAUGAGGAGACGAUAUUGUUUUUGUGAGAUCUCUGUCAAGGAGGUCAAAAUCAGUACAGGGGAUGGACGAGCAGAAAUCGAACUGCGAAGAGAAUGACUCUGAACCAACAGCUGAUGACAAUGCCCCUUCAAAGCAGCUUGUUUCCUCUGAGGAGGAGUCUAAAGCCCUUCCUGCUGCUGAGGAUGUGUCUGGUGCUACUGCAGCCUCUUCCAGCACACCUGUAGAGAGCGUUCGAGCCUGUGCCCUUUGUAACUGUGUGGAGCGGAGCCUGCAUGGACAGCGGGAACUGAGACACUUUGGGCCAUCUUCUGAGCGGCCCACCCUCAAGCCAUCAGCUUCUCCACUGCCUCAGCCCGGGAAUGAUGACCUGUCUUCCAUUGGAUUUUCCGACUCUCCCUGUCUGGCGGCAUUCUUUGACGACUCAGGGGGUUGUUGGGUUCAUCACUGGUGUGCGGUGUGGUCGGAGGGGGUGAAGCGCAUGGAGAAUGAGGAGCUGGAGAACGUGGAUAAGGCCGUUAUCUCAGGGACGCAGCGGCUUUGCGAAUACUGCAAAAGGCUAGGUGCAACCAUUCAAUGCCAUGCUGAGGGCUGCUCACGGUUCUACCACUUCCCCUGCUCGGCAGCCAGUGGAUCCUUCCAGUCUAUGAAGCAGUUGGUCCUCCUCUGUCCAGAGCACAUAGACAAGGCAGAGGAAUUGGCAGGUGAGGAGUCUUGGUGUGCGGUGUGUGACUCAGCGGGGGAGCUCACAGACUUGCUGUUCUGUACGGGUUGUGGCCAACAUUAUCAUGCGGCAUGUUUGGAGAUUGGUGCCACGCCCAUCCAGCGGGCAGGAUGGCAGUGCCCAGAGUGUAAAGUGUGCCAGACUUGCAGACAACCAGGAGAAGACUCCAAAAUGUUGGUAUGCGAUGCCUGUGAUAAGGGCUACCACACCUUCUGUCUUCAGCCAGCCAUGGAUUCUCUUCCCUCUGACCCAUGGAAAUGCAGAAGGUGUCGAGUAUGUACGGAGUGUGGUGUCCGUGGACUGGUGCAGCCAGGUUCGGCCCAGUGGUUUGACAACUACUCUGUGUGUGAGGCCUGCCAGCGUCGCCGCAGCUCUACGUGUGGCGUGUGCAGCAAAGCUGCCAACCCAUCUGUCACUCUGCAGUGUUGCAGCAUGUGCCACAGAUGGGUGCACAGUGAGUGUGCUUUACCAGGAGAGCUUCCAGAAGCCAAGUGCAUUUGCCUGCUUUGCAAGGAUCAGCAGCAGCCUGUCACUCAACCGUAUGCAGCAGAGAUACAAACCAGAGAGGUAUCUGAGAAGACUGAAGGACAUGUGGAUUUGGUGGAGAUGACAAUCCAAACAGAUGCAGACAUGGUGACUGAAGAGCACAAAGACUUAUCAGAGGUGACACCAGUACAGAGAGGCACUUCAGAGAUGGGUCAGGUUGAAAACACGACUGACAAAGAGACACCCAUGGAACUGGGGGUGGAGUCUGCAGUUGUUGAGACAACAGACAUUGGGGAGAGGACCAUGGAGGAUGAGCCGAAGGUAGCUACAGAAGAAUUCACCUCUGAGGCACCCGCUGCUCCACCUGAGUCCACGGAAUGUGCAACAACAGAACACGGGGGCUCUUGUCUACCUGCUGAUGAAGAAAGAGCAGAAGAGGCAGUCAGCCAGGUGACCCAAGUCACCCCUUCUUCGGACCCCACAGCAGAGACGCAGUCUAACAACCCUGAAGUAGAGCCAACACCGGUGUCACUGCAGGGCCCUGAAAAUAUGGAGGUGGAGAAAGAGGAGGAGAAGCAGGAGACAACUCCCUCAGCAGAACAAGAAGUAUCAGCAGAGUUAUUAAACAGUGGCUCUGAUGGCAUGCCAAUCACAGAACCAUUUAGUAAGGAUCCACCAAAGUUACCAGCUUCUCCUGCCUCUGUGGACAAAGCAGAGUAUUUUCCCAUGGCUAAUCAGCAGGAUAGAAGUCCACGCCUGGACCACCGGUCUCCCUCACCUCUUUCUUUAUCAGUAGACACACAAGAGUCCCUCUCUGCUGUGGACAUGGAAGGGAGGUUACUACCUCACUCUGAGGAGGAGGAGGAGGAGGACGAAGAUGAUGAUGAGCCAAUGAAAGAAGAGGAGCAUAUUGUGGACAUAAAGCAGGAACAGCACGAGCAAGAGACUAAGCCUGAAUUGCUGCUGGACGAGAUGUCCAAUAUGAGCCACGGAGAUGAGAGCAGCAGUGGCUUUAUGGGCUCUCCAGGAGAACCCGAUCCUCAGCUCUCUAUAGAACUUGGCCUUGUACCUGCUGGCCGCUCACACACAGAUAACCUGCUCACUGAGACCGAUGACUCACUUCCCUUCGAACCCCUCAGAAGCGACAGAGAGAAGGCAAAACGCCGAGGAUCCCCAGGCCGCUCACGAAUCAAACAGGGGCGAAGCAAUAGUUUUCCUGGGAAGCGUAGACCUCGAGGGGGUGGUGGAGGGAGAGGGCGUGGUGGGAGGUCACGCCUCAAAGCCAUGGCCUCCUGCAUUGAUGCCUUUUUGCUAAGCAUGACCUCAGACACUGGAAUAAGUAAGGAGGAAGAUGAUGAGGAAGAUGACACCAUGCAGAACACAGUGGUUCUUUUCUCAAACACUGAUAAAUUUGUCCUGCUCCAGGAUAUGUGUGUUGUGUGUGGCAGUUUUGGAAAGGGUACAGAGGGGCAGUUGUUGGCUUGUGCUCAGUGUGCCCAAUGUUACCAUCCUUACUGUGUGAACAGCAAGAUCACCAAGACGAUGCUCCGUAAGGGCUGGCGCUGUCUGGAAUGCAUUGUGUGUGAGGUGUGUGGAAAGGCUUCGGACCCCUCCCGUCUGCUGCUGUGUGAUGACUGUGAUGUCAGCUAUCACACCUACUGCUUGGACCCACCCCUGCACAAUGUUCCCAAGGGUGGUUGGAAGUGCAAAUGGUGUGUGUGCUGUGUGCAGUGUGGUUCCAACUCACCUGGUUUCCACUGUGAGUGGCAGAACAACUACACCCACUGUGGCCCCUGUGCCAGCCUUGUCACUUGUCCAGUAUGCAGAGAGAACUUCAUGGAGGAGGAGCUGCUGCUGCAGUGUCAGUACUGCGAUCGAUGGGUCCAUGCUGUUUGUGAGAGUCUGUACACAGAGGAUGAGGUGGAACAAGCUUCUGAUGAAGGCUUUGCAUGCACAUCCUGCACCCCAUAUGUUCCAAAACCUGUGGUGGAGUCAGCCAUUAUGGCUUCAAUAAAGAUCAAAGAGCCAGAACCCCAGUUCUACCGGUUGGAGGGUGUGUGGCUGACAGAAUCGGGUAUGUCCCUGCUUCGCAGCAUCUCCAUGUCUCCCCUACACAAGAGACGGCAGCGCCGUUCCCGUCUCGGCACUCUGUGUUGUGAAGGAGGUCCUGAUGGAAUGGAUCUGAGGGAGGUUGAUGGAGACGCUGAGGAUGGAAAAGGCUGUGGGGAGCCCAUGGAAUGUGAAACCAAGAUGGAGAACCCUGGGAGUCCUGACAGGGAGGGUGCCGGUGCAGAGGGAACUGAAGGCAUGGCUGACUGCGAGGGUCUCAAAGGAGGAGCAGAGGAGACAGAUGAUAGCAAAAAAAGAAAGCGGAAACCUUACAGGCCUGGAAUUGGAGGCUUCAUGGUGCGACAAAGGAAGUGUCACACACGGAUGAAGAAAGAAUUUUUUGCCCAGCUGGCUGGUGAGACUAUGUUAGAUGGACAGCCAAUAGAAAGAACCAUUGAUGAAGGACCCCACCCUGACACAGAUAACAUAAUGGAUCCUAAACCAGUGGAGGGCGAAGAACAGGCCAAGAAACGUCGGGGCCGGAAGAAGAGCAAACUUGAGGACAUGUUUCCAACUUAUCUUCAGGAGGCUUUCUUUGGGAAGACACUAAUAGACUUGAGUAAGAAAGCUGUGAUGAUACCACCAGGGCAGAGGCCAGGCGCAUGCCUUGUCCGACCUUCAUUAGCAGCACCAUCAGGACUUAAAACUACUGCCCCAGAGACUGAGGCCAAGGAUCGUGUGGUGAAAGAUGAUUUUCCUCUCAAGCAAGAGGGGGGUGAGGCCCCCCAGGCUCAGGGAGAAGGUGCAGGAGUUUCUGCACCAUCCUCAUCGCUGAAGGACCAGGCAUCAACUGAUCCUCAUGACUCUGAUGCAGAAAAAAGUGAAGGUCUUCCACAAGGGGUGGAGAGUCAGGACUCCGAGCAGUUCUUCAGGAAGGUUCUGGGAGUGUCAGAUGGCUCGUCUUUGGGGGGCAUGAAGCCCAUCUUGGAGGGCAGUAAGGGAGAACUCAAUCGUAGCACUCUGCCACAGAGAGCUCUCCUCUCAGGGUCCCUGCCCUCAGCUGGAAUGAUGGACGCCUUUCCUGGCCUCUCUCAGUCACCGUUCUUUGACAUGCGGGACCGAGGAGGACUGUUCAGUCCAGAUGGGGGUGAGGAGAGCCCUGGGGCGACUCCCUCUACCCCAGCAACCCCCUCCUCCCCACCAACCCCCACUGAGGCAGAAGGUGAUGGGCUGUCCUACAACCAGCGUAGUCUCCAGCGCUGGGAGAAAGAUGAGGAGCUGGGAGAACUGUCAACCAUUUCCCCAGUUCUUUAUGCCAAUACCAACUUUCCCAAACUCAAACAGGACUACCCUGACUGGGCUAGUCGCUGUAAGCAAAUCAUGAAGAUCUGGAGGAAGGUGUCAGCUGCUGACAAGGUUCCAUAUCUGCAAAAGGCCAAAGAUAACCGAGCAGCUCAGAGGAUCAACAAGGCACAGAAGCAGGCAGAGAGUCAAGUGUGCAGGCCAAUCAAGACAGAGGCAGGGCGUGUGAAGGGAGAGCGGCCCAGUUUACACCUCCAGAUCCCUCCACCUUCAGGCUCUACGUCUAUCUCUUCCCAGCCCAGCUCUGCAGAAAGCCCAUUUCCCUUCCCUCCAGAUUCAGGAUCAUCCUCUGUCUUUUUCUCAGACGGACCUGUUAAGACCCCAGGGUCAGCUGAAAUCCGGACAGAUCCCUUGGCCAAGUUUCCUCCUCAGUCACCCCAUUCUCACUCCCAUCCAACCACACCCUUCUCCCAUACUGGGGCCAGCCCCUUGCAGGCCUCUUCCUCAGGUUAUUCCGCUUCCGGCCCACAGGGUCCUCCUCAGGGACGGCCAGCCAGUCUAGGCCCCUUUGACAUGCAACCAGGAACUCCUGGAACCCCCAGACGGGCUCAGCAGGUUGACCCCUACUUCAGAUCACAGCUGCAGCAGCAACAGGGUCAUCUACCACAAUCACAGCAAGGCUCUCAGGAGUCCCUAGGACAUCCAGAAAGUCCUCACUCAAGAGGUGCUGGGCUUGGGGAGUCACCCAUCUUCUCACCACCCCACAAUACCCACUAUGGUGACCCUUUCAGAAACCAGCAAGGGAUGGGACGGCUAGAAUAUGGUUCAUCCCCAUCACCCUCUGCAGUGGCUUCCUCACCUGCAAGCACAGGGCAGUACAGGGCUGAUAUGAGUGCACCUUCUCCGCGCUCCUCUACAGUUGGAAGACCUGACCUAUCCGCUGGCUCCCCUGCUGGAAUGCUGGAGACUGGUGAUGGUUUAUUCAAGGCACCUAUGACGCCAAGAAUGCACCAAGGGGAGGGUGGAACACUUCAUCCUGGAGCUUCUCCUGGCCACCCUUCUGAAGGCUACAGGCAGUCUCCCUCCCACCCUUUCUCUGACCCCCACACUCAGCAACCGCUAACUCCAAGACCGCAGUCAGGCGACAAUUGUUCUCUUGGACCCCAGAGGCAUCCUGUAGGUCAACAGGAACUAUGCCCUAGAGUUCCCUCCAGCCCACAGUCCCAGGGCAGCUCUCCCCACACUCCUGGUGGCCUCUCGAAUGACGCUUACUCUGUCCAGUCUCCUGCUACCCCUCGUUUCCAAUCCCCAGACCCUUGUUCUCAGCCACCUUCAAGGCCACAGUCUAGAGACCCUUUUGCUACUAUCCACAAACCUCCUCGCCCCUCCUCUGUCGCCCCAGAAGGAACUGCAAGUUACAAAGGCUCACCUCAUCCUAACCAGCCACCUCCACCCCAUUCCACUAACAGUUCAGCAGGGGAUCCUCUCUCUGGUAAACCGUCAGCACCUCCUAAUUUUAGCCGUAGCCCAAGCACGGGAGGCUUCCAAAUAACCCAACAGCAGAGUCAGAUGUUACAGGGUCAGCUUCAGCAACCACAGCCACAAACUCAGCAGUCUAUGGGAGCAGAUGGCUUUGGUUCCAGAGUGCCACCUCCUUCUGGAUCUCAAGAACUAUCAGCUGUCCGCCCUCCAGAUGGACCUCAUCAGCCAGCUUUACCAAGUGCUCAAGAAAUGCCUGACAUUUCAGCAGUGCAGGACCCCGCAUUAGUAGGGCUUAGCCCCUCUGAGCUGGAGAAGCACCGACAGCGCCAGAGACUGAGGGAAUUCUUAAUCAGACAACAAAUGCAGAGAAAUUCCAUUAGACAAGAGAAGGAGGCUGCUGCUGCUGCUGGCAGUGCAUCCCCUGGCUGGUCUGGAGGAGAGAUGGGAGCCUUUCAACAAGACAAGGCCCACAGAGCUCCACCACCUUAUCCACAGGAUCGUGUUGCUGUAACUACUGCUGGAGCCCAGGCUUCUGUGGCAGGCAAGAUGCCCAUGGCUGUUGGAGGCAUGGAGGACAAGCUCAUUCGCCCACCACCUACAGGAACCCCUGCCAUCAUGGAUCCUAGUGCACUAAGGCAACCAGGGCCCACCAGACCUCAGGGUAUGUUUGCCCGUCCACCAUUCCCUCCUCAGUGGCAGGGCCAGGCUCCAGGUCCAAGGAGGUUCCCCCAGCCUGGCAUGGAGGCUAUGGGCAUAAGGCACAAUCUCAACCCUGCUGUCAACAUUCAGGGUAUGGAAGGAAUGGGUAAUCCUCACACCAUGAUACCAGGACAUGGAGGAGAAACCAUGCAGCCAAUGGGUCAAGGACCCCCACCUCAGUUUAUUGAAUUGAGACACAACUCACAGAGGCUACCCAUGCGACCCCAGUUUAUGCCCCGUGGUCCCCAACCCAGGACACGUCUCUUUGUCCCACAGCAAGAGAUGGCAGCAUCUUAUGUUCAGCAACAUCCCAUUGCUCAAGCUGGUGGCAUUCAAACAGAUGGGAGUGACUCACAGCUGGGGUUACAGCAGGGCGGACUGUCAGUUUUACUGCCUCAGCAGUCUACUGGCCCAGUAACACAACAGCCCCACCUGCAGCCCCAGGCAGCUACUUCCACUCCAAACAUUCCUAGCACUGAGCAGCAUCAACUUCAACUUCAACAACGAAACGUAGUCACAGGGCCACAGCCUGCCACUGUAGAAAACAACGAAGAACUACCAGAGCCUGACCUUGAGGGGCUUGGGGAUGCCCCAGGGGAUGGGGGUGUGGAGGAUGAGGAUGAUUUGGCUUUAGACUUGGAUCCUGACAAAGGAGAUGAUGACUUGGGCAAUCUGGACAACCUUGAAACCAAUGAUCCACAUUUAGAUGACUUGCUUAACAGUGAUGAGUUUGACCUGCUGGCUUACACUGACCCGGAACUUGACCAAGGAGACCCUAAAGAUGUCUUCUCAGACCAGCUGCGGUUGGUGGAGGCAGAAAGUGAAGCACCUUCAUCUUCCUCUGGAUCAGUGCUUGUUAAAGUGGAAACCAAGUUGGAGCCAGGGCAGAAGUGUCUCACAACAGCCCCUGGAAUUGCAGGGGGGUCUGCUAACCAACUGCCACCCUCUGCAGAAGCUGUCGAUAUCUCCAAGGUCAAAGUGGAGGACAGGGGUCUGACCCCUCAGCUGCAGCCAGGACAGACUGUGGUGAAAGAUGAAAUAGGAGAGGCUGUGUCAAUGCUUCUUGGUGGGACCACACCAUCAGCCAAGGCGGCACAACCAGAAAACCCGUCGGCUUCACUAAGUUCUGUUCGAUUAGGAGGACUUCCUUACCCACUGCCAGGCCAAGCUGAUCCAUUGCCUUUUCCCCCAACUUCUGCACACGCAGAUAUUGGUGAUGAUCCACUGGGGCUGCCUGAUGUAGGGGGGCAGCACUCCCCUGCUGUAGAUUUGGCAAAGGUAGAGAGCUCUUUAGAUGGGGAACUCCCUCUUUUAAUACAGGAUCUGCUGGAGCAUGAGAAGAAGGAACAACAAAAGCAGCAACAGCAACAACAGCUCAGUUCCCUCCACCCGGGAGGCAUGACACCUCAUUUUCCUGGCCUCUCAAGUCAACAGCCAACCCCACAGGCGCCUGGGCAGAUAAUGCUGCCACACCACCAUCGUCCGCCACCCCAAGGAAUGAUGGCUCAGCCUGGGAUGGUACCCCGUCCUCCACACAUGUUACAACAGCAGCAGCAGCAGCAGCAGCAGCAGCAAAGGCUUAUGGGAACUGGAAUGGCACCUCCACCUCACAUGACCAUGGCCCAGCAGCAGGCCAUGAUGAGGAUGGGCCAGCCAGGUCUCAGUCAUCCACAACAGCCGCAACCAGUGGUCAAACAGUCACCUCUGGCCAACAAUUUCUUCCCAGAUAAAGAUUUAGACAAAUUUGCAACUGAUGACAUCAUGGAUCCCAUUGCCAAGGCAAAGAUGGUGGCACUCAAGGGUAUAAAGAAAGUGUUGGCCCAGGAUCCAAUGGUUGUUCCCCCUGGCAUUAACAGGCAACAAGUUUCUCUGCUUGCUCAGAGGCUGGCCUCUGCUCCAGGCACAGACCCAGGUCAACUUACAUCUGGACCACCAAAGGAGGGAGAAAUCAGUGAUCCCACCCAGUCAAGACCCAACCCUCCCCAGUUUGUGCAAGGAAUCAUCAACGAUGCAGAACAGCACCAAUAUGAAGAAUGGCUUCUUCACACCCAGCAGUUACUCCAAAUGCAGUUGAAAUUCUUAGAGGAACAGAUUGGAGUUCACCGCAAAUCACGCAAGGCACUGUGUGCUAAGCAGCGCACUGCUAAGAAAGCUGGCAGGGAAUUUGCUGAAGCCGAUGCAGAGAAACUAAAGUUGGUAACAGAAGAGCAGAGCAAAAUUCAGAAACAGCUUGACCAGGUACGCAAGCAGCAAAAGGAGCACACCAAUCUUAUUGCAGAGUACAGAAGCAAGCAGCAGCAGCAUCAGCAAGGCUCAGGUCUUCUUACCCCAGGUCAUUCUGCCCAGGGGGGGCCCCCUCACAUGUUUCCCAAGAUGCCUGGCCAGAUGGUGAUGGGCCAGCAGGGAACACCAGUAAUGGGCCAGCACCCUGGCAUGAUGCCCCAAGCUGGAAUGCCUGUCAGGAUGCCCCAAGGCCAGCCCUUCAUUGGUGGAGCCCAACCCCAGCUCCCUGCAACACUUGGAACCAGUGUAGUAAGGCCCCCAGGUCCACCUGGGGCUCCAACAGGAUUCUUCCCACAAGGGCCUGGAAUGCAAGGUGCAGACCCAAGGCUUCUCCAAGAAAGACAGCUUCAGCAUAGGAUGCAGAUGGCAAAGCUCCAGCAACAGCAACAGCAGCAACAAGUGAUGAUGGGCCAGCAACCAAUGCCACACCCAAAUCAGGCCAGUAUGAUGGGGAACCCACUAAUGGCCCAACAACAAGCAAACACUCAACAGGGAAUGCUUGCCAACCAGGCCAAUCAGCAGACCAUGGUGCAGGUUCCACAAGGAAUGGUUGGAGGCCAGUCUGUGGCUCCGCUACCCCAGAACCUUGCAGGAGGCCAGCCUAUUAACCAUGCUCAAGCCAUGAUGGCAGCUCAAACUGGAAUCAUGGGCAACCAGCCAGUUCCACCACCACAGCAACAGAGGCCUCAGCUGAUGAUGGGUCAGCAGGGUAUGGUUGGAUCUCCAGGUCACCCUGGCCUCAGGGGUCCCCAGGUCCAAUUGACUCCCCAACAACAGAACAUUCUGGCCCAACGCAUGCUUGCAUCUCAGCAGCAGCAGCAGCAGCAGAAUGUUGCAAAGAAUUUGGCUCACCUUCAGCAGCAGCAGCAGAUGGUACAGCAAAGACAGCCUACACAGAUGAUCAGUCAACCCAGCCAAGAGCAAGGAGGGCUCUCUCAACCCUCUACCCCACAGAUGGGCUCCUCCCCUUCAGCAGGAAGUAUCACGCCCCAGCCACAGGGAGCUACAGACAGCCAAAACUCAGGCCCCAAAGAGGGUGGGAUCCUCAGCCCUGUUUCGAGAACGCCACCACAGCAGAGUGGACCCUCCACUCCUAAUCAGAUGACCCAACUAGGCUCUGGAAAUGAUCAUCAAACUGACUUGGGGAGGCAGCAAUUACAGCAGCAGCAGCAGCAGCAUCAAAACCAGGUUUAUAUGCAGCAGCAGCAGCAGCAACAGUCAAAUCCUCAGUCUGUAUCUGAGCAACAGACAGGUAUGAUUGGAAGCCAACAGUCUGGUGUGCUUCAGCAACAGCAGCAACAAAUUCCACUCACUCUCCAGAGGCAAGUUUCCCUCGGUGCUGACAAGCCAGGUCUGAUGACUAUUAAAGAGGAAGGAAAACCAAUUGAUUUCUUGGCUCAACAGCAACAACAGCAAACAGUUCAAAAUGCCAUGCAGCAGUCACAAGAUCCCAGCAUCCAGCAGCAAAUCAUAGGCCAGAACCAUGCCGGCCAGCCUGUUGUGAUGGGACAUAGUCCACAACAGCAAGCUCUCAUGGCCCAGCAGCAAAAACAACAGGCCAUGAUGGGCCUGAUGAGGGCCCAGCAGCAAGGGAUGAUGGCACAAAGGCCUGCACUUCCACAGGGACAGAUCCGCACCCCUAUCAACAUCCAGGCUAUUAUUGCUCAGAAUCCUCAGCUGCGCAAUCUCCCCCCAAACCAGCAGAUACAGCACAUCCAGGCCAUGAUUGCCCAGAGGCAGCUCCAACAGGGACAGAUGCUGCGGAUGUCAAUGAGUCAAGGCCAGCAAGGUCAGUUAAGAUCUCACAUGACCCCAGGACAGGUGCCACAGGUUGGACAGCAGAUGCCAGGAAUGGAAGGGCAACAGAUGCCAUAUGGAGCCAUGGGGAAGCCAGGAGUAGUGGGCACUCAGCAACAGUCAGGCAUGUUGGGCCACCAACCUGGUGUUGCUCCUCAGAUACAGCAGGGGAUGAUGGUCCCUGGGCAGCAACAGCCACCACCAGGGGAGAUGAUGCAACAUAUUAUGAGAGGUCAGGUACCAGUGGACCAUGGCCGUAUGGUAAGACCAACAUCUCCACGUCAGCCAUUGCCCAUCUCUCCUGGUGAUGCACAACGGCACACAUUUAAUCAAGCAAUGGGGAUGCGUCCACCCACUCCCAACCAGAACCAACAAGCACUAAUGGUGACUGCAGCAGGCCGCAUGCAGGGCUCUCCAUCCCAUGCAUAUUCUCCAAGAGGUCCCUUUGGUAUGAGCCCAGCCCACCCGGCCUCACCCCAUUCAUCCCAUGUCUCCUCACCUUCUAUAGCUGACAGGGCUGGAAGGGGGAGUCCAUACAGCCAAGUCAGGGCAUCUCCACUCAGGUCACCUGGAGCCAAGAGUCCACUUGAUUGUCCAGGACUGAAAAUAGAAACUCAGACAUCAGGCAAUGAAACAUGUCAGACAGCCUCAGUUACCCCCAAUGGUCCUCAGAAAGGCAUGAAUGUUCAGCAACAGCCGCAGCAGGUCACAGAGAGCCAUGCUCCUCACACACAACAUAGCUCUAGAGUAGGGGAGCUAUGUAAGAUAACCCUACAGAACAUUAAACAGGAACCAAGAGAGGUUCAGUGUGAUGGUGCAACAGAGCCUCAUCCUGGGGCUGUGAAGCGAGAAGCAACGGGAGAGAUGGUUACUUCCGGGAACAACACUAGCUUUAUUAAUGCUGGAAGCGUGGCUGGAGACCCUGGGACUCAAGGCCCUAGAUCUGAGACUGGACAGCAACUAUUGCAGAAACUCCUGAGGACCAAGAACCUUCAGCUUGGUGCUCAGAGACCUUCUGAAGGCAUCCACAAUGAAAUCAAUGGCCACAUCAACACCAAACUAGCUAUGUUGGAGCAAAAACUUCAAGGGACUCCACGAAAUAUGGAGGAUUUACAGUCUAUAACAAAAAGGGCUCCUGUACAAAAGCCAAAACGCACUAAUAAGGCAACUGGGGACCGAGGGCCUAAUGCACGGAGGAAGAACAAGAAGGAAGAAGUUGGAAAAAGUGCAGAAGCCCUGAUAAAGCAACUGAAACAGGGUCUCUCUCUGCUGCCCCUCAUGGAGCCUUCAAUCACUGCCAGUCUGGAUCUGUUUGCCCCUUUUGGAAGCAGUCCAGCCAAUGGCAAAGCCCAGCUCAAAGGAUCCUUUGGAAAUGCGGUGCUGGACAAUAUCCCAGACUAUUAUUCUCAGCUACUCACUAAGAGUAACCUCAGCAACCCACCAACACCCCCAUCCUCCCUGCCACCUACUCCUCCGCCUUCAGUACAGCACAAGCUGCUGAAUGGAGUGACUCCUGGGGAGGAGCUGUCUGAGGGUCAAAAAGACACAGAGCCAGCAGAAGAGCCAAUGGAUUCUGUUACAGAGGAGGUGAAGAGUGUAGACAUUCUUGCAGCUCUCCCCACCCCGCCACAUAACCAGAAUGAGGACAUCAGGAUGGAGAGUGAUGAUGAGGAUGCUCCAGAAAGCAUCAUCCCGGCAUCAUCCCCCGAGAGUAACGUAGGAGAUGAAACACCACGUUUCCCUCAUCUACGGGAGCCUAAAGAGGAGGAGACUGAGAGAGCAAUAUCCCCCAUCAUCCCUCUCAUACCUCGCACUGCCAUCCCAGAUAUUAUACAACAUUCAAAAUCAUUCCCUGAAAACAAACCAUUUGAAGCAGCCGAUAGCAAGGUAGUUUCCACAUCCAACCAUUGGGAAAAGGCCAAAAGCAACGAAGUGUCCGUUACCUUCACAUUGUCUUCUGCCAAGAAACUGAACCAUGUCAUGAUGGCUAUGGCCCAGCUGCUUAAUAUUAGGAUGCCAGGUUCUUAUGAGGUGACUUUCCCUCCCCAAAACCCUGACAUGUCUGGAGUUGAUGGGCCUGGGAAAGGACCCGGCCAGUCAGGGGCACUGUGUACAAAGGACGGUGCUUCACCCAGCCAGGAUGAGUGGCUAAGACAGUUUGAUGUGUCUCUACCAGGCUGUACAUUGAAGAAACAAGUGGACAUUCUGGCACUUAUUAAACAGGAAUUCCCAGAAAAAGAGGACAAACCGGUCCAGCACUGUUACACAACCAAUGUAAAUGACUUGGAUGUGCGCCAUCUUCCUAGUAUACCGGUGGAGGAAUCUCCACCCCCAUCUCCGUCCCCUCCACAACCUCCCCCAUCUGCCCCAGUUGCAACUAGUGAAGCUGAACCUUUGAAAAAAUCAGCUCCUCCAUCCCCGUCUCCCUCCAGUCCCAUCAAUGUCCAGAUCAAGACUGAGCCUGAACAGGAUGUUGGUCCUCCUAUUGAUGCUGCUCAACCAACUGAUGUCCAGGAGUCUGAAGUUGCUGCUCCAGAUCCCGUCACAGAUCCCGCCACAGAUCCCGUCACAGAUCCCGUCACAGAUCCCGCCACAGAUCCCGCCACAGAUCCCGCCACAGAUCCCGCCAAAGAUUCAGUCACAGAUCCCGUCAAAGAUUCAAUCACAGAUCCCGUCAAAGAUUCAAUCACAGAUCCCGUCACAGAUCACGUCACAGAUCCCAUCACAGAUCCCGUCACAGAUCCAGCAACUGCAACUGCCACUGCAGUUCCAGAUCCUACUGCUCCUACUGAAGACCAUCUGAAUCCUGUUACCAAGGAGGAGGACUUGACCAAUGAUCCAGCUCAACCACCACAAGAUUCUCCCAACAACAUGGAGUCUUCUCCUAAGGCUGUCAAGCAGCGCAGGCCUCUCUCCCCUGAUGAGGAGGUGGUGCAUCCCAAAGUGAAAAAAUGGAAGGGGAUUCGCUGGAAGCGUCUUCAGAUUGUAAUCUCAAUACGCAAGGGUGGUUCUAAGAAGGAGAGCAGCCGUGAGGUGUCUGAGCUAAUGGAACGCCUGCGCAUUACUCUUCGACCAGACAGGCUGCCUAGGGAUAAACGUAAAUGCUGCUUCUGCCAUGAGGAAGGUGAUGGAGCCACAGAUGGGCCUGCCAGGUUGCUUAACAUUGAUGUGGACCUGUGGGUGCAUCUUAACUGUGCCCUGUGGUCCACAGAAGUUUAUGAGACUCAGGGGGGCGCCCUGAUCAAUGUGGAGGUAGCCCUGCGUCGCGGAUUGCGGACUCUUUGCGCGUACUGCCAGAAAACGGGUGCCACCAACAGCUGCAACAGAAUGCGCUGCCCGAAUGUCUACCACUUCGCCUGUGCCAUCCGGGCACGCUGCAUGUUCUUCAAGGACAAGACCAUGUUGUGCACCCAGCAUAAGCUGAAGGGCCCCAGUGAAGAUGAACUCAGCGCGUUUGCUGUUUUACGGCGAGUCUACAUUGAGCGUGAUGAGGUCAAGCAGAUUGCCAGCAUCUUACAGCGAGGUGACCGUAUCCAUCUGUUCCGUGUUGGUGGUCUCAUCUUUCAUGCUGUUGGCCAGUUGCUACCCUCCCAAAUGGCAAACUUCCACUCACCCACUGCCAUUUUCCCUGUUGGCUAUGAGGCCACACGCAUCUACUGGAGCACGCGUCUGCCCAACAAGCGCUGUCGCUACCGCUGCCGCAUCAGUGAGGAUGAUGGUCGCCCCCUGUUUGAGGUGCGUGUUCUGGAGCAUGGGAUGGAGGAUUUGCAGUAUCGUGACACUACUCCACAGGGGAUCUGGGACCGGGUGGUUCAGCAGGUGGCUAAACUCCGAGAUGAGUCAUCCAUGUUGAAGCUUUUCACUGAACAUGUCAAGGGAGAGGAGAUGUAUGGCCUCACAAUUCAUGCUGUCAUGCGUAUCACUGAGUCGUUGCCUGGAGUGGAGAACUGCCAGAACUACCAGUUCCGAUAUGGCCGUCACCCUCUGAUGGAGCUCCCUCUUAUGAUCAAUCCCACUGGCUGUGCUCGCUCUGAGCCAAAGGUCCCCACACAAUGCAAGAGGCCUCACACUCUAAAUAGCACCAGCGUGUCAAAGGCCUACCAGAGUACCUUCACUGGAGAGCUCAACACACCAUACAGCAAGCAGUUUGUCCACUCGAAGUCAUCCCAGUAUCGGCGCCUGAAGACUGAGUGGAAGAAUAAUGUGUAUCUGGCACGAUCCCGCAUUCAGGGCCUGGGUCUGUACGCCGCUAAGGAUCUGGAGAAGCACACCAUGGUCAUUGAGUACAUCGGUACGGUCAUACGCAACGAGGUGGCCAAUCGCCGUGAGAAGAUCUACGAGUUGCAGAACCGUGGGAUUUACAUGUUCCGCAUCAACAAUGAGCAGGUGAUUGAUGCCACUCUGACAGGCGGCCCCGCUCGCUACGUCAACCAUUCCUGUGCUCCCAACUGUGUGGCAGAGGUUGUAACGUUUGACAAAGAAGACAAGAUUAUCAUCAUUUCCAGCCGUAGGAUCCCCAAGGGAGAAGAGCUGACCUACGACUACCAGUUCGAUUUCGAGGACGAUCAGCACAAGAUCCCUUGCCAUUGUGGAGCCUGGAAUUGCCGAAAGUGGAUGAACUAACCGGAAGAAAGAAAAAUGGAGAAUUCCCCUCUCACUGGUGCCAGAACACUCCUGCGCCAAAGCCUUUGAAUCCUACAUAGCCAGUGCAUAAGCUGUUCUGAAAGACGUGGAGGAAGGCAGGCCUCCGUCAUUGAAAGACUAAAGCGUUGACACCUGUAGCCAAAGGUUUGAAGAGCAUUAAUCAAUAAAAGCAACCGACCACCUCCGUCAACAGCAGCUUGAUGGUGGGACUAACUUUCAUGUUUGGACUAGUGAAUCACCCUUUCCUCAGCCAAAACCCUUUCCCCCUCGACUGUUCUCAAUAAGCUUACAGUGGCUGGAAAACAAUCCUCAACAUCUACCAAAUGAUUCUGACCCUCUGAUAUCAAUACUCGUAGUGCAGAGCUCACCUGGAGCUUCGACAAAAAGCCAUUUUAAAAUACUAAGAAUGAACUUACGAUGAUGCAUUUUUAUGUUCUAAGACGGACCUAUUUCCUGUCCUACCUGACCACACCUCCCCCCUCACCUCCCAGAAAAGGCACUUUCCCAUCAAGUCAUCAAUGAAGACAACACGGAUAUUUGGCUAGCUAGACAAUCUUGAUGUGGCUCUGUGUAAGAACUACAUAUGAUCGAUGGAAAAAAAGAAAAUAUGUAAGUUAAUAUAAAAUUUGAGAUGCUAUUGAUCUGUGGCUCCAGAGGCACCAGAUGUUGUGACUGUGUGGAGUCCCAAGGUGGGUUAGUUGGACCCAGUCUACCUCAUUGAUUUAGCGGGAAGUGACUGCUUUGUAUAAAAACUGUUAACUGCUACUGUGGAACGGGGGGGAAAGGGGGAAUGUUUUUAUGGGCUUAGCCUUCUCGGACAAGCAGGGAAUCUUAAGCAGCAGGUUUGCUCUAUCUACUCUAUGCUGAUGAUGAUUUACAAUAAUGAGCCAACAUAAUUAUUAUUCAUGAAUUGUUUAUACAGAGGAAAUAUAUGACAGUUUUGAUAAGAUAUUGCAUUAAAAUCACAAUCAGAAGCUUAGCGGGUGUCCUGUAUGCCACCAAAUCAUCCUGGAUAUUGAUGUAGCUUUUUCUCUUUUUUGUUCUCUUUAUUUAUGUGUCUCAAAACCAUGUUAUUAGCUGUGUGAAAGCACAAUAACAUCCACCUUUUUAAGUUGCUUAAAGACCAUGAUGGUGUGAGUGAAUGGCUCUAGGAUCACAAGGACACUUAGUCUGUAAAGAAGACUACGGAGUCCUAAAUUAACCAAGUACACAUUUGCUUGUUGCUUCAUACAUUGAAGUUCCACUUGUUGAAAACCAGCCGGUGGAUGCAUGACUACUGUCCCAUGAAAUGCUUUUUAUUCCCCCGAACAACCCGAUCUUUUCACAACUUAACCUUAAACUUUGAAUCAUGCCUCUUCCUCUCUGUAUUAUUUAGUGGACUAUUGUUAAACUUUACUGUAGUAAGUCUUCCUCUGCCUGAGUACAGCCUGCAGUGUUUCUACUUCCCCUGUAGUGUGCUUUUCUAGUGCUGGUACUGUCCUCUCGAGGCUGAACUGAUGGCAGGGAAAGACUUAUUGGAAAAAAGGGCAUUUGUUUUCAUUUCUAUGUAAGAUGAAUGAAAAAGUCUUUAAAGGGAGCUUUACUAAAACUCCACCUUCCCAUACUACUUUGUUUCCUCCUUUCCCUAACCUAAGACCUCACAUGAUUUAAAAAUGCAAAGUUGUACAAACUGUAUAUAUAGUAUAUGCAUUAGGGGACAGCAACUCUUUAUCCAGCCCCUUUGUAAUCAAUAAAGUGAAAAGUGUAGAGAAAUAAAAUUGAAAAAAAAAAACCAACCACUGGAUAUCAUUUUAACAAAGAUAAAGCUGUAUAUAAAUAUAAAUAUAUGUAAAAUGGCAAACUAAUAUCUUUAUGUAUAUGAACCAGAGUGUUUUGCAUUGACCUGUUUUUCUAUUAGUGUUUUUGCUAUAAGCUCUCAGAGACAAGUUUGUUAAAAAUAGGUAUGAGAAAAUGUCUGGUCUUCAAUCAAUCGCGACGAGAAGCCAAUGUGAUUAUGAAACUGUUUGGAUUCAUGUGGAGGGUCGUUAAUUAGACAUGAAAAUCACUUCUUGCGUAAAGCAGUACAAUGGUGCAUAGCAUUUGUAUUUAUGUAAUAUUGUUUGUGUUUAUUUUUCUUUUUAUUUAUGCUACUGCUUGUUGAUUACCAAAACCUGUCCCUUAAUCGGUCACAAUUGGAUUAAUAUACUCUUGAAUGGAAAAUCUUGAAUUCCCUAGAAUAUUGUUAGUGUUUUUGCUUUUUUAUAUCUUCCCUAUAGAAGUGAAUGUGUUGGUAAACCUUGUGAAAUGGUUACUUGGCCUAAUGUAUGUUAUGAUGUAAUACUCAAAGUUAAUCCCAUACUUAACCUGGUAAUGAAUUGCACUCUCAUAGUAUAACGGAGAACUUCUCUAAAGUGGUAGAUAUUGAUCAAGUAUCCGGAGCAGUGAUAUAUAUAUUUUUUGGUAUGUUUCUAUUUCAAGGGAAGACCAUGACGAGACAUUAUGCCGCUCACUGGAUUUUAGCCUGAAUAAUUUUUAACUUCUCUGAAUCUUAAUUUAAGUUCUCUGCAUAUCUUAUAAUUUAAUAAAGUUUGCUCAAAUUGAAGGUUUUUUUUAACCUCACCUACUUUUUAAAAAGAAGUUGCAUCUGUACAGCAGAGAUACUUUUAGGGAAUAUGAAUAAAUAUAAUGAUCAUUUUUAUUGUAUGUGGCAUGUUUUGUAUGGAUAUUAUUUUGAAUUGUACAUAUUUUUUUCAGGACGCCAGAGGUUGCAUCUCUUUAUAUACAGCUUUCCCACUCCCUUUCCCCUUCAUCUUAUUUCUUUGUCUGCUUUUGUUUCUUGUAAAGGAAAAUAAAAUGCAUUUUAAAUAUG
This is a messenger RNA of Dicentrarchus labrax (European seabass), 18906 nucleotides long. It is a transcript of the gene kmt2d, whose product is annotated as lysine (K)-specific methyltransferase 2D. Gene Ontology annotation, biological process: positive regulation of transcription by RNA polymerase II. The transcript has 55 exons. Gene Ontology annotation, molecular function: histone binding; histone H3K4 methyltransferase activity; transcription coactivator activity. Lineage: Eukaryota; Metazoa; Chordata; Actinopteri; Moronidae. The record is from RefSeq and is a predicted model, not a curated record. The coding region runs from base 657 to 16037 and encodes 5126 amino acids. Gene Ontology annotation, cellular component: nucleus; MLL3/4 complex.